AUGUCUGGAAGUCUGUCCGCAUCUCCGGUUUCAUCCGGCUUUUCUAAUGACGCUGCUUCUUCGGACAAUAGAAGUUGGUAAGUUUUAUCUUUAUCACAUUAUCUUUAUCACGAGUAAUAUUGUGAUAAAGACUAUGCAUGUCAAAGCUACAUUUAAUAUUGAGGGUGGGGGGGGGGGGUGUGGGUAAAGCAAAAAUAUUAUAGGAUAGGGCUAAAGCACGCUGAAUGAUAGGGGUAGAUCGGGACAGGACAGGGUGCAGAGGGUAGGGUAAAGAAAGUUAGGGCAAGGCAAGGUAGAGUAGGGUAAGGUAAAGUGAAGUAGAUAGGUUAGGGUGGAGUAAGGGAAUAGGGAAGGGCAUGAUAAGGUAGGCCAGCGCAUUUUAGGAUAAGGUAGGGUUGAAUAGGGUACAGUAAGGUAAUGUAGGGUAAGGUAGUGUAGGGUAGGGUAGUAUAUUAGGUACAAAAAUACGUAGAAUUUCAUUACUUGUUUUUUUCAGCUCUUCACCUUUAUCAGACCGGUCGAUUUCCGUAGAAUCGUUGGUUUCUCUACUCGAUGAUGACAUUGAAUCACUGCCAACAACACCGCCUCCAACUGAAAGUCGUAAAAGAAAGUUUUUCACAAACAUGGACGCUAUAGAUUGUUCUUCAAAACGCGCCAAAUAUGCUUCUGAUGAAGAGAGGGUGGUCAUGUACGGUAGGCUAGGUAGGUUUUGAUUUUUUUUACCCUACUGUACCUUAUCCUACCAUACCCUACGCUACCCUAUCCUACUAAACCAUCAUUUUCAGUACUGAACUGGUACUACGAAGUAAAGAAUCAACUAAAACGAUACGGUACUGACUACGAGAUGCCAAGAAUCCACCUGCCUCGGAUUGUGGCUGAAAAACUGAUAACACAAGACGAUCCUACGGAGAGUAAAGCCACACCCUUAUGUCCACUGCACUUCAAGUGCAGUCGUCACAAAAUACCGUUGAUCCACUUCACAGAAAUCGUCCAAACCUUGAUCAAUGAACGAAUCAUCCAGCUAAAUCGACAACAAGCUGCUAGUAGAAGGGUAGGUUAACUUUUAUAGUGAUUUUUGAUGGUUAUGUUUGCUUUAGCAACGAGAUUUUUAAGUUUAAUAUCUUUUUAAAAAGUGGAAGUUGAGUGGAGAUUUGUAAUGUAAUUUUCACUGAAAAUCUUCCACCAAACUUCUAUUUUGAAAAAAGUCUUAAAAUGGCCUAAAAACACGUUUUUAACACUUUUUUGGGAGUGGAAUUUUGGUGGAAGAUUUGUAAUGUAAUUUGCACUGAAAAUCUUCCACAUAACUUCCACUUCUAAAAACCCUUAAAAAACGUGUUUUUUAGGCCAUUUCAUGACAUUUUAAAAAUGGAAGUUGAGUGGAAGGUUUUCAGUGCAAAAUACAUUACAAAUCUUCCACUCAACUUCCACUUUUUUAAAACGUCAUUUUAAGGCUUAUAAACUAUAUAAUAAUGCGAUAUUCUGAUAGUAACCCACCUUUUCUUUCAGAUAAAGAAAGUAUUCACGGAAGGCCAAUGUGAAACUUGUGACGACCUUCAACUAUUGAUCUACGAACGAGGGAUGGAGGUAUGGCGUAAACUUCAAGCGAUAGCCAGAGAACGGAACGAUGUAGCGUUGUCCAAGUUUUCCUGGAUGCAGUCGAAGGAUGUUGACUUGGAACUGGCAGUGUUUCCAAUUCAGGUCUAUACCCAAUUGGCAUGUGACACCCCGCCGUUGCCGUAUUUGCCCGAAUUCCGCGAUUUUCACUUUAAUUGGCAGUGA
Molecule: messenger RNA, 1779 nt
Organism: Bursaphelenchus okinawaensis
Lineage: Eukaryota; Metazoa; Nematoda; Chromadorea; Rhabditida; Aphelenchoididae
Source: the annotation of a GenBank genome assembly